UACUGCCACCCGGCUGCAUCAUCAGCAAAUGCUUUAUGUGAAUUCAGAUAUCAAGCCACUGAAGCAACGUUAGUGCAUGGAUGUAUUUGCUCAAAUCCGACCGGAUCAUGUAAUGAAGUGAGCAGAAGUCGUUCAUAUCAACUCGAAAAUGUUAUCCAACGACGUGCCCAAAAGGAUCUCGUCUAUUGUUAUAGUCUACAGUAUAGCUCGUCGAGUCGUUUCGGUGAAGAGGUUUUCAAGAACUCAGGAACAUGUGAAGGGCAAUACUGUUUUGUUUCGUUGACAACAUCUGAACUGACGGUUGAAGCGGCAACGAGCCGUUUCGAUUCUAGUGAAAUACUCCAAUCAGCAGCAGAUCACAAGGUAAUUAUGCAGGUAAUUUGUAUCAAACUAAAUUUACUCGGUAAAAUUUUUGUAAACGUUGGCUGUACAAUCGAAUACGCGAAAAAUAUCAGUGAGCCGUUGUUGAAGCAUUGUAUCUGUGCAACGCAUUUGUGUAAUUUCUACACUGAACUCUUUCCGAAUGCUCGUUCGAAUUUGACGUCGUUAUCAAAUCGUACGCCUCUCUCUGUUGCUCUCGACAAUACUUCAGGUAGUUCGUGA
Molecule: messenger RNA, 603 nt
Organism: Anisakis simplex (herring worm)
Lineage: Eukaryota; Metazoa; Nematoda; Chromadorea; Rhabditida; Anisakidae
Source: the annotation of a GenBank genome assembly